Molecule: messenger RNA, 3047 nt
Organism: Nerophis lumbriciformis (worm pipefish)
Lineage: Eukaryota; Metazoa; Chordata; Actinopteri; Syngnathiformes; Syngnathidae
Gene: slc9a1a
Product: solute carrier family 9 member A1a
Biological process (GO): sodium ion import across plasma membrane; proton transmembrane transport; regulation of intracellular pH
Cellular component (GO): plasma membrane
Molecular function (GO): sodium:proton antiporter activity; potassium:proton antiporter activity
Source: RefSeq, a predicted model, not a curated record
AUGCCCCCGCGGAGAGGUCCUCCCUCCCCGGGCAGCGUACCGGGGCGCGGGCUCCUCUUGCUGGUCCUCCUGGUGCUCCUGGAGGGCUCCGUGCUGCAUCUCGGCGCCGCCAGCUCGCCGGAUGUCGGCCACCGAGACAACUCGGACGUCCACGCCGUGGCGCAGGAGAGGCACAACUUCACCAAGAAGUCUUUCCCGGUGCUCAGCUUCGAGUACGAACACAUCCAGGUCCCCUUCGAGAUCUCCUUGUGGGUCCUGCUGGCCUCUUUGAUGAAAUUAGGUUUCCACCUGGUUCCUCGCCUGCCCGGCAUCGUGCCUGAGAGCUGCCUGCUGAUCGUGGUGGGCCUGCUUGUCGGGGGGCUUAUAAAGGUGGCCGGACGGGAGGUCCCACCCGUGCUGGACUCCAACCUGUUCUUCUUCUGCCUGCUCCCGCCCAUCAUCCUGGAUGCCGGCUACUUCCUGCCCAUCCGGCCCUUCAUGGAGAACCUGGGCACCAUCCUCAUGUUCGCCGUGGUGGGGACUCUGUGGAACUCCUUCUUCAUCGGCGGCCUGCUGUACGCCGUGUGCCAAAUCCAGCCCAACAAUCCCUCCAACCUGCACACGCUGGAGCUCCUGCCUUGCUUGCUCUUUGGAUCCAUCGUGUCAGCUGUGGACCCCGUCGCCGUGCUGGCCGUUUUUGAGGAGAUCCACAUCAACGAACUGUUGCACAUUUUGGUGUUUGGGGAAUCGCUGCUCAACGACGCUGUCACUGUGGUCUUGUACCACCUUUUCGAGGAGUACUCGGGCGUGGGCACGGUGACCGUGACGGACGGCGUGCUGGGCAUCAUCUCCUUCCUGGUGGUGGCGCUGGGCGGCAUCUUAGUGGGGGCCAUCUACGGCGUCCUGGCCGCCUUCACCUCGCGCUUCACCUCCCACACGCGUGUCAUCGAGCCACUCUUCGUCUUCGUGUACAGCUACAUGGCAUACUUGUCCGCUGAGAUGUUCCACCUGUCGGGCAUCAUGGCGUUGAUAGCGUGCGGGGCAGUGAUGCGGCCGUACGUGGAGGCCAACAUAUCCCACAAGUCGCACACCACCAUCAAGUACUUUCUGAAGAUGUGGAGCAGCGUGAGCGAGACGCUCAUCUUCAUCUUCCUCGGCGUGGCCACGGUGGACGGCAAGCACAACUGGAACUGGACCUUUGUCACCGUCACCGUCAUCCUGUGCCUGGUGGCGCGGGUCAUAGGUGUGAUCGGGCUGACGUACAUCAUCAACAAGUUCCGCAUCGUCAAGCUGACCACCAAGGACCAGUUCAUUGUGGCCUAUGGCGGCCUGCGAGGCGCCAUCGCUUUCUCGCUCGGCUUCCUGCUGAAAGAGGAACAUUUCCCCUUGAGGAGCAUGUUCCUCACCGCCAUCAUCACCGUCAUCUUCUUCACCGUCUUUGUGCAGGGCAUGACCAUCAAGCCUCUGGUGGACCUGCUGGCGGUGAAGAAGAAGCAGGAGGCCAAGCGCUCCAUUAAUGAGGAGAUCCACACUCAGUUCCUUGACCACCUCCUGACUGGCAUUGAGGACAUCUGUGGGCACUAUGGACAUCACCACUGGAAGGACAAACUGAACCGCUUCAACAAGAAGUACGUGAAGAAGUGCCUGAUUGCAGGCGAGCGCUCCAAGGAGCCGCAGCUCAUCGCUUUCUACCACAAGCUGGAGUUUAAGCACGCCAUCGAGCUGGUGGAAAGCGGAGGCGGAGUCAAGCUGCCCUCGGCCGUACCUUCCACGGUUUCCAUGCAAAACAUCCAACCCAAGAAGCCGCAGCCCACCAAACCUACAGACAGAGUUCUGCCUCGGCUGUCCAAGGGUCGUGAGGAGGAGAUCCGCAAAAUCCUCAGGGGCAACCUUCAGAGGACACGGCAGCGGCUGCGCUCCUACAACCGCCACACCCUGGUGGCCGACCCUUACGAGGACAACUUUGGCGACCUCCUGCUCAAGAAGGAGAAGAUUAUCGCAUUGGAGAAGAAGCUACAGGACAUGAAUACCUACCUGACCGUGCCCAACCCUCUUCCCGACUCUCCCACCAUGAGCAGAGCCAGGCUGGCCUCAGGCAGAGAACAUGAUUUCAAACCUGCUGAGAAGAAGCAGCAGCAGCAGAAAGGGGACACAGUCUGUCCAGACCCUCAAGCCUACAGCGUGAAGCCCACCCUGGACAGCGUCCCCGUCAUCCAGGUGGAUUUGGCCUCCCCCCAGUCGCCUGACUCUGUCACCAUGAUGGACGAGCUGCAGCGGGGCGGCCAGCAGGGGGCGCAGGAGAAGGAGGAGGAGGAGGAGGACCGGGGACUUAUGAUGAAACCACCCGACGAGUCCCACAAGGCGGGCCAAGCGGACAGCAACUCCAGAGAGAAGCUGAUGAGGUGCCUGAGCGACCCGGGUCCACAUGCGGAUGAGGACCAAGACGAGGACGAGCCCUUCCUGCCUUAAGCGCGUGCAGAGAGGUGCGUGUGCGGAGGACGCCGCUUUAAAAGGGCAGAUGCUACGAUAAGCCUAAACCAGGGGUGUCCAAACUACGGCCCGCGGGUCACGUGCGGCCCACCGGCGUCUUCAUUUUGGCCGGCGGAGUGUUUUCAGUCUAAUUACAGAUAUCUGAUUGGUGGAAAUUGUGCUUUGACGUGAAAACAGCGCAUUUAUUUAUAUGACCCAAUCCAAACAACCUUCCCUAGUCACGGCGCCAAAAAAAUAAAAAAAUGCAACCAACACAAAAAGCCAACACACAUAAAACAACCUGCUCACUGAACUUUGUGGAUAUUAUGGAAAAAUGUCCAAGCGCCAUAAAAACAUUCAAAAUUACACCCAUUUAAAUUCAUCACAAUGCAUGAUGGGAAACAGGCAAACACUCUCUCCACAUGUUUGGUGCAUUUUAGCUGCUUGAUAUUUAUGAUUGAUUACCAAACUUUAAGAAGAGAACAAGGUAGAAGUGAAGUGAAUUAUAUUUAUAAAGCGCUUUUCUCUAGUGACUCAAAGCGCUUUACAUAGUGAAAACCCAAUAUCUAAGUUACAUUUAAACCAGUGAGUCCAUAUAU